AUGAUCAUCAAGGGGCUCUUCGCAAUCGCCGCCGUCGCUCUCGUCGGCAUGGUCCAUGCCGAGGCGGACGACCACGUCGCUCGUGAGCUUCAGGUCGCUGACUUCAGCACGAAGCUGCUGAACGCCGUGAACGCCAAGCGCGCCGAGAAGGGGCUCAAGGCUGUGUGCAUCAACACCAAGCUGGCCAAGGCGGCGCAGACGCUGGCCGACGACAAUGCCAAGAACAACAAGGUCGGCACCAGGGGCUCGGAUGGCUCGACCCCCACCUCGCGCUACACCGCGCAGAGCAUCAAGACGUCGACGUCGGCUGAGCUGGCGGCCGCUGGUCAGGCCAGCGCCGACGCCGUGGUGGCCACGUGGAUCAAGUCCUCGAGCGCGUACCUGUACAGCGACUUCAAGUUCAUCGGCCCCGGUUACGUCUACGACAAAACCAAGAUGUACAAGCACUACUGGGUGCUCGACCUUGCCAACGCCGACGGCGAGACCUGCGCCUAG
Molecule: messenger RNA, 495 nt
Organism: Phytophthora sojae
Lineage: Eukaryota; Oomycota; Peronosporomycetes; Peronosporales; Peronosporaceae
Exons: 1
Coding region: 1-495 (164 amino acids)
Source: RefSeq, a predicted model, not a curated record